Molecule: messenger RNA, 1569 nt
Organism: Hypoxylon trugodes
Lineage: Eukaryota; Fungi; Ascomycota; Sordariomycetes; Xylariales; Hypoxylaceae
Exons: 1
Coding region: 280-1167 (295 amino acids)
Source: RefSeq, a predicted model, not a curated record
CCAAAACGUAGUAGACCGCUAAUGUAGAAUAUGUUGUCUCUCUAAGGAAUCAGAGUCACGGUCUGAGACUGUAAAACUUUAUUUAAAUCCUAGUCAGUCAUCGCAUCUACUACAAUGCCACGUAGGUAACGGUAGGGGCAGCUGUUCCUCCUAUAAGGUCCUUAGAACCUUUCCAACCCUACAACCUUACAACUUUACACCUCUGCAAGAUGUAUUUACAUACAAGUUGCAGUAGUUUUCAUUUUCCUCCCAUUUCAUACCGUAACACUCCUGGCCGCAAUGCCACCUGCAACUGACAUCGCCCCGUACAAGGGUCCCGUCGGGCGCCUCGCCAAUCGUUGCCCGCUAUGCCCAUCACACUCAGCAGUUGGCUCCCACCUCCUUCGAUGUGCUGGAUGCCGUACUUUCAAUUACUGCAGCCGUGAGCACCAGGUCGCCCAUAGGCCGCAGCAUAAGUCCGCCUGUAACAAAAUAAAGAAAGCUCGCGCCAAACUCGACCAAGAAGACCACAAUGUCCGCAACGCCACAGAAGACUUUAUGACUCCCGCCAACGCCUUUGAAACUCACGUUGGCUAUUUCUGGGGUGUUAUCAAUACACGCGAUUAUAUGCGAGCACGGUUUGCGGUAGCUCAGCAACUCCUGUUAUUAGGGACCCUAAGCAGUGUUCGCGAGAGCCUUGAGCAUCUACGAGAUAUGUUAAGGUUAUGCAGGAGUGACAACAUGGGACUUCGGAACAUCGUGCCGGCCACCAUGCUGCGAUUGGAUCUCGACCAGGAGUGCUAUGAUUUCAUAAAAUGGUGGGCAACAUGUGAUCCCGAUGGUAAAUACGAUUGGGGAAAUAUGUCCCUGCCCUAUCUCAACAUCCACGGAGCCGACGUUUUUGAGGAUCCCGAUUUUCUCCUUGGCGAAUACCCAGACCUUGAUUCGCUUGUUGCGAUUCUAAUCUUGAAACUAAAGCUUCUCGUUGACAUUCGCAAUUUGAAGGUCACCCGGAACGUCCUUGCCCGACGCCAACUCCCUACUGAGCUUCGGGACCAGAUCGAGGAGAAUGUAGUUCGGAGUCCCCUAUCUACUAAACUCCAGAAAGAGUCAUGCGUCACUCAUCAAGAAAGAAACCAAGCUUUUGGAUCAUACCCGCCAGAUCGGCGCUGUCGUCGUUCAGACUAAUCAUAGUUUCAUGUUCAACCUUUUCAAACCAGACGAAGCGCUCCGCCACGAGCCUAGUGCAUAUUCAUGAGGCUCUCUGGAAGAGACAUGCCUCGCGAUAAAGCACUCGUACGCUACGUGGUGGGAAACGGAAGGCGUCUUGAGCCUCUUGAUGGAUGCGCGUAUGUGCGCGGCGCGUGACUCGGAGGAUGAGGUUAAGGAAUGGAUGGAAGAUCCGCGGGCUAGGAAAGGGCGAACGGCGGCGGAGUUCUUGUCGGAUGUUAGCUUGAACAGGAUCUGGGGAUACCUGGAAGACGCGAUCGAGGAUGCCUCAUACUUAGGUCCCUGGCCUGAGCGGCCUUCUGAGAAGCGUAUAAAGGAGGAUAGGGAGUUCUGGGCGGAGGCGGAGGAGGCGGAGGAGGC